CCCAUGCAUAAUUUAUGCAAGAUUACACGGGUUUGUUCUAGUGGUUUGUUCCCUUGGCGUGCCUUGGCUGUGUUGACAUAAGCUGAAUUUGAAAACGUUUAUUUUUGUUUUAAAACCAAAAAUAUGGAAAGGUGAGCACAUUUCCAUCUUAUAUAUACUUUCUUAAAUCACAGUAGAAAUAUAUCUAGUGUAGAUCAGCUUUUUGGGUGCUUAAUUUUCUACUUUAAAUAUGCGUUUAAUUUUGUCAAGCGCUAUCUAUGUGGUGCGGUUCGUUCUUCAAAAAAUUCCUUUUAUUUUUGAGCCGGGAAAGUCCAGUUCAUGAACUACAGUUUUGCUGGAAAAAUAGAACGCGAUUUACUAGAAAUCGAGGCGGUUUAAAUGUUUAAAAACAGCACUAUUUCGUGAGAAAAAUAAUUAAGAUGGGCGUCUAGUUCUAUUAACCGUUUACACAAGCACGUAAGUUAAACUGAUAAUAAAAAGUAAAAUUAUCAAGUUUUGUUAUUAUUUUAGGUCUUUUAGCGUGGUUGUUAAAAAAUUUCGAGCAUUUUUCGAUAGUUUUUAGGUAUAACGAUGUUUAAUUAAUUUGAUUUCCUUGCGAACCUUAGCAAACGAUAUAAACUUAUUCAGCGAGUGUCGUUGCCCAGUAGUAGGCAAAAUAACUACAGAAAUGCAAUGUUACGUGAUCAUUUAAAUAUGUUCGACAGAAGUAUAGUUUUAUUAAAACUUUGUAUAUUUUAGUCAAAUAUUUAACACACCUAGUCAUACAUAGACGAGUAAACAUUGUUUUGAUUUUGCGUCCGAAAUGUGCAUAUGUUUGCCAAUUUUUAACACGCUUGAUUCAAAAUACAUUAUUACAUGUCUACGCAUCCGGCAGGCAAAUUUAUGGGAUGUCUGUAACGAACUAUACAAGAGCACUACGUACAAUGAAAAUAAUUUAAUUUCUAACACUUUUAACUCUGAUCUAAACUACCAGUUAACCACAUAGGUAUUUAGUUAGUAAUUUAAUAUCUGUGGUUAGUCAAUGGGGUUUCCAUGACUACGUUCUUCAUACACACAUAUGUUCACAACAGGCUGUCCAAAAUUACUUGCAGCAGAAACCAAAUUGGGUUACCGAAAGGAUCUAGAGAUGCGCCGGGAGCUGCUUUGCCUAGACUGCGAGUGAUCCGCUGGUUUAGAUUUCCGGGCAUGCAAAAGGAAAGGAGGGGGAGGGACUGCCGACAACACAUCAAGAAACGAAAUACGCCUUGCCCACACAACACAAAAUUCCCAUUGGUCGAAAUCGAUAUGCCUGUCAAUCAAAUCUGAUAUGUAGUAAUUAUGCUAUUAGCUAUAAAUAAUUUCCAGACUGAAUGUUGAUUUUAUAAAUAAACAUGACAUUAGCGGUUCCUAUUGGAUAGAUUUAAUUGGAUAUAAGUAAUGUUGAUGCAAAGGUGGAGCCCACUUGGGCAUAUUUCGUUUCUUGAUGUGUUGUCGGCAGUCCCUCCUUUCUCCCGAGGGACUACUUGCAGUCUAGCUUUGUCAUAAAAUAUUACAUUAUGCUUGUGAUGUUACUCUGAGGCGAGACUUUUUUUAUUCAUUGGUUUACGGAUCCACCGACCGUAAAUAUUCAGAAAGUGAAAAAUAAAAAAAAAAUUUGGAUGUCAAAAAUUUUACAAUUUUAGUUGAUUUUAAUUAAUUUGGGGUUCUGACAUGAAGUACACUUCAAGUGAACUUUGACUCUAGGUACUGCUGGCUCAUGUUAUCGUUGUGACAAUCAAUAUGUAGAUUGGCCACGUUUUUUGCUGUUUUUUUUUAAAUUGAUGUUAAAAAGUUUUAUAAAGAUUAUUAAUUUCGGUUCUCAGUUAUACUCAGGUCGUUUUUUUUAAAAAAAAUUUCCGACCUACCGACCUCUUAUUUUUAAAGUCAAAUCCGUAAACCAAUAAAUAAAAAAAGAUAUAUCCGAUUAACCAAUCACAUGUGUGCUAAGGCAGUGAGAGAUAGUGGAAAUCAAAUCUGAACCUCUCAAAUAAAACCAGAUGGUGCUGGAAGUCUAUAUUUUGCCAGAUACUGGUAUCCAAAUCUGGCCCAUCCCAAUUAAAGGACUUGCACAAAAAGAGUACAACAAGUAACUCUCAAAAGUGGCUGCAAUUCACCCUUCUGGAAAGUGCUCAGUUUUGGCUACAUAGAUCCUUGGUUUUUGUGAUUGAGAUAUUAAUGUUCAGAGCUUCAGAGCCUUUUAUCUUGGCACAGGUGACAUAUUGACGGUCAUAUCAGUGAAUAUAAUAUAAUAAUAAAACCUGUUCAUGUACUAUUUAAAACAUGAGCGGGAGUGUUUUAUCAGAUAUAAAGCGUGAGAGCGCAGCUCGAGUGUUUUAUAUCUAAUAAAGCACAGCUUGCGAGUGUUCUAAAUGGCUUAAAAAACAACCCAUCUGAUGAGUUCAUUGGUGAAGAAAUUUUAAAACUGAACGUUGUAAGCCGAGAAAAUCAAUGCUAAAGUUUAUGGAAAUGAACAUGAUUUUUUAUCACAUAUAAAACCACUUAACCACCGACGUGGCAGUAAUUUCUUUUGUAUUUCCUCAUGAAUUAUUAAUAAUUUUUUAGCUUGUAUCAUCACUAACAAGAUAAAAGGCUCUAAAGCCAAUGUCUCAAUCACAGAAACAAAGCUCUAUAGCCAUGGCUAUAGUAAUUAGUUUAUGGAAAGUUGCAUUUCUUGAUCAUAAUUAUCCAUUUUUAGUAUGAGUUCAAAGAGAGAGAUGGAGCUGAGAAAUGCUGCCCAAGGUAGAGACAUAUUUUAUGACCUCAUUUGUGUUUGUGUGUUUUAAAUAGUAUUGUGUCUCACAUGAAUUUCACAAUUCUAUCUUUUUGCCACCAAAUUAACCAAACACAAUACAAUGAAUAAAUGUUAUAUUUUCUUGAGGGCUAGCAUUAAAACUCCUUUUUACAGUGUCAAAUAUUGAUUUCAGAAUACUUGACAAUUUAAUUCAGUGGGAGUCAUACAGUUUUAUAUAGAUGCUCGCAAGAUAUGCAACAGUCCUGAUGAUAAUUUUCCACCCCAAUUUUUUAUCGAAUUUGAAUGAAUCUCUGAAAAACUACACUCUGAAAAACACUGGGGUCAGGUGACCCCCCCCCCUGCCCCCUCCCUUAGUGCAGCCACUGACAGGUUUUAGCAAUUGUUACUUGUGUGGAAUGUUGUUGAAUGUCCCCCGCAGCCACAAUAAAUCACACUUAAAAUAAACCCAACAAAAUAAAAUGUUUUAUUCACAAAAGCAAAUCUCUCACAAAAUGCUCACACGUCUUGAUUCCUGGAAGAACAUUCCAUACUUCAUUUCCGGUUUAGGUACCGCUGGCUAAUUUCUCAACAGUCGACACACUGGAGACCAUUUCUUUUUCAUUAUUUUAUUUGAUUUAUUUACUUGUAUAUUUUCUUCACAAGACGAUUACAUUUUUUUCCUUUCUGAUAACUGCAAGUUGACCAGCAUCUGCAGUAUGACAGUGCUUACAGUAGUGAAACCUAUACCUAUUAUAUUAUCAUUCCAGCUCAGGGCAAGCCAUUCGACAUGACCAAUGUGAAGGAAAAGCUAGUGCAGGCAGAGAAACCUUCAAUUUCUGAGUUCCAAAGUAGUCUGCUUGCUGAUGCUGAUGUCGCAAAGAGGAUUGCAAAUGCUCUGGAUACCAAGAACACAGCCAACUUUGUGACGUUAAUACAGCAUUGUUCUGGAGUCGUCUUGACGUCAGGCAUAGGUAUGCAUUAUGGGUAGGCGUCACCAGGGGCCAGUUGUUCGACCCUAAAAAAGGUUAACCUAAAAUUCAAAGCAAACAUCCCAGCAGCCUUCUUUACAAAUUUGGAAAUAUUUCCUCAGAAAUACUGUCUGAAUCAGUACAGGUAUAUGUACCACAGAAUACCACGGCACUACAGAAUACCAGUCUUAUUUAUUUCUUAUAUAAAAUUUGAAGGAAAUAUGCUAUAAACUUUAUUUUUGUGAUUAUAUAUUAGUUAUAAUCAUUAAUUGACAUAUAAAAACAAAAAAUGUAUAUUUUCUUAAAAAUUCUUAAAAACAAUCAGGAUUAACAAGAAGUAACAUUCUAUAUUUUUGGUACUUUUUUUUCGUAUAAAUAUAAUGCCUGUAAAAUCAGAAUGUUUAAAAAUAAGUUUAACUUAAGUUAGUGUUUAACUUUCACUAAAUUAAGUUAGCAAUAUCCCACAGUAUUAUCAUACAAAAUGACACACCAAAUCCUGGUACAAUUUGAUAAACCGUUGCUUACUUACCUCUGCACUGGUAUUCUGUGGUACAUUGGAAUUUUUUCCACAGAAUAUUAAUUAAAAAAAAAAUAAUUAAGUCUAUGAAAUCUUACCCCAAAACCCCCAGGAAGAAAAAAUAUAUCGAUAGACUAUACUAAAAAAUAUCAAGGAACCAUAUUAUAUACAUUAGACAAAAGAUAUGGAACAUGUAAAAUUUGCAGUAUUCUGUGGUACAUACACCUGUAGGAGUUCUCUUCUUGAAAGUUUUGAAAUAGACAGAUCAUAAUUAUCAUUCCACUCCCAGGUAAAUCAGGUAUUGUUGCCGAGCGUCUUUCAGCAUCGCUUGCCUCAACCGGUACACCAUCACAUUACGUUCAUGCAGCCGAGUGGACACAUGGAGACCUGGGUCGAGCUCGUAAUGGAGAUGUUGCCGUGUUUCUGUCACACAGCGGGAAUACAAAGGAAUGUGUUGCUGCCGCCCAAUUGUUGAAGGAUCGUGGAAUUACAGUGUUAUCCAUUGUUGGGAAAUAUGGUAAUUUAAUAAUUUACUUUAGUUUUUUUUUAUUAACUUUACAAGUUGAGAAAACUGUCAUGCAACUCUCAUUGUUUGACCACAGCUUAACUUCCUAACCAAAGGAAAGCCUGCUUUCAUGCUAAGACUGACUAACUAUCCUGUGUAAACAAACUUAGCUGCUUAUUAGUACAGCUGCAUCUUCAAUUAAACUUGGAAUAUAUGGCAUGCAUCAAGUUAAAUUAUUUUCUUAAUCAGAUUGUGGUCUUCGAGCAUGGUCGGACGCCUUGAUCAAUUACGGUGUGGCUGGCACGAUUCAAGAUUCUAUCGGUGGCGCACCUACAAGAAGUAUCGUGGUCCAGGUCAGUUAUAUAGCCCAGAUUUACAACAUUUUAUAAUAUACUGUGAGAGUUUAUGAUAGCCCGCGUGCAGGCCCAAGGGAGCAGGCUGAAG
This is a messenger RNA of Paramuricea clavata, 5183 nucleotides long. Lineage: Eukaryota; Metazoa; Cnidaria; Anthozoa; Malacalcyonacea; Plexauridae. The record is from the annotation of a GenBank genome assembly.